Molecule: messenger RNA, 899 nt
Organism: Dermatophagoides farinae (American house dust mite)
Lineage: Eukaryota; Metazoa; Arthropoda; Arachnida; Sarcoptiformes; Pyroglyphidae
Gene: Arpc4
Product: Actin-related protein 2/3 complex, subunit 4
Biological process (GO): Arp2/3 complex-mediated actin nucleation; actin filament polymerization
Cellular component (GO): Arp2/3 protein complex; actin cytoskeleton
Molecular function (GO): actin filament binding
Source: RefSeq, a predicted model, not a curated record
CAUCUCAUUUUUUUAAAGAUCCAAAAGUAAAAUUUUUUUUCUUAUUUACAACAAAACAAAAUAAAAAAAAAAUGUCUGCAACACUUCGCCCAUAUUUGUUGGCAGUACGGCGAACAUUGGAAGCGGCCAUUUGUUUGGUAAAUUUCAAUUCACAAGUAGUUGAACGGCACAAUAAACCAGAAAUUGAAGUUAGAUCAAGUAAAGAAUUAUUAUUGAAUCCUGUGAUCAUAUCCAGAAAUGAACGUGAACGUGUAUUGAUCGAAUCAAGUAUCAAUUCGGUUCGUAUAUCGAUUGCAAUCAAACAAGCCGAUGAUAUUGAAAGCAUUUUAGCACAUAAAUUUACCCGUUUUAUGAUGAUGCGUGCUGAUAAUUUUGUGAUAUUACGACGUAAACCAGUGAAUCUGUCAUUUACAGCCAAUGGUCAAAAUGUUGGUACAUUAACAUUGACACAACAGCAACGUACACCGACCGGAUCAUAUUCAUCGAUCAAUGGUUUCAAAGAUGGUGGUCAAUCACCACAAUAUGAUUAUGAUAUAUCAUUUUUAAUUACAAAUUUUCAUACCGAAUCCAUGUAUCGAUAUAAAUUGAUUGAUUUCAUCAUACAUUUUAUGGAAGAGAUUGAUAAAGAAAUUAAUGAAAUGAAAUUGGCAAUCAAUGCACGAGCUCGUAUUACUGCUGAAGAAUUUUUGAAAAAAUUUUAAUGCAAAUUCAAAAAAAAAAAAAAUUAACUAAACACCCAUAUUCAUUUCAUAUUCCUCAAUUCUUUUUUUUUUUUUUUUCACUAAAUUCCUUAUUGAAUUUUUUUUCCUAAUUAAAACAAAAAUCUGAGCAUCAAUGAUUUGUAUAAAAGCAUGUUCAUCUUUUCGGUUAUUAUUCAUUUGUCAAAUUUUUUUUUCUCA